This is a messenger RNA of Eubalaena glacialis (North Atlantic right whale), 1787 nucleotides long. It is a transcript of the gene PARPBP, whose product is annotated as PARP1 binding protein. Gene Ontology annotation, biological process: negative regulation of double-strand break repair via homologous recombination. The record is from RefSeq and is a predicted model, not a curated record. Bases 45 to 1787 code for a protein of 580 amino acids. Gene Ontology annotation, cellular component: chromatin. The transcript has 11 exons. Lineage: Eukaryota; Metazoa; Chordata; Mammalia; Artiodactyla; Balaenidae.
CUUCAGGCGAGUCUGCAUCUCCCGGUUCUCCCCCGAGCCAGAGGAUGGCUGUGCUUAAUCAGAAGUCUAUCUUGGAUAUGAUUAAAGAGUUCAGAAGGAAUUGGCACACUUUUUGUAACUCUGAGAGAACUACUGUAUGUGGUGCAGACUCCAUGCUCUUGGCAUUGCAGCUUUCCAUGGCAGAGAACAACAAACAGUACAGUGGAGAAUUUACAGUCUCUCUCAGCGAUGUCUUAUUGACCUGGAAAUACUUACUACAUGAGAAAUUGAACUUACCAGUUGAAAAUAUGAAACUGAUUGACCAUUAUGAGAACAUUAGGAAGAUUUAUGAUGAUUUCUUAAAGAACAGUAACAUGUUAGAUAUGAUCGAUGUUUAUAAAAAAUGUAAUGUUUUGACUUCUAAUUAUGAAAAUUAUGCGAACAUAUCUCCUAGUCAACUACGGGAUUUUCUGUCUGGCAGACAGUAUGCAGUAGAUGAUGAAACUGAUUUUUCUGAACCAGUGUCACCAAUGAGUAAACACAACCAGGAUAAUGAAAAGGUACAGUUACUAGCAAAGAAAAUUAUCUACUCAUAUUUAAACCUGCUAGUGAAUUCAAAGAAUGACUUGGCUCUGGCUCAUAUUCUCAAUAUUCCUGAUAGAGGACUUGGAAGAGAAGCCUUCACUGAUUUGAAACAUGCUGCUCGAGAGAAACAGAUGUCUAUCUUUUUGGUGGCUACAUCAUUUAUUAGAACAAUAGAGCUUGGAGGGAAAGGAUAUGCACCAUCACCAUCUGAUCCUCUAAGGACACAUAUAAAAGGAUUGUCUAAUUUUAUUAAUUUCAUUGACAAAUUAGAUGAAAUUCUUGGAGAAAUACCAAAUCCAAGUAUUGCAGGGGGUCGGAUACUCUCAGUGAUAAAGAUGCAGCUGAUUAAAGGCCAGAACAGCAGGGAUCCUUUUUAUAAAGCAGUAGAGGAAGUUGCUCAAGAUUUGGAUUUGAGGAUUAAAAGUAUUAUCAAUUCUCAACAAGGAGAUUUAGCUCUUAGUACCACUGACAUCAGUCCUGCACGGCCAAAAUCGCAUGCCAUAAACCAUGGCACUGCAUACUGUGGCAGAGAUACUGUGAAAACUUUACUAGUUCUUUUGGAUGAAGAAGCAGCCAGUGCUCCUACCAAAAACAAAGCAGAGCUUUUAUAUGACGAUGAAAACACAAUUCAUCAUAAUGGAACUUCUAUUCUUACACUUUUUAGAUCUCCCACACAAGUGAAUAAUUCAUCGAUGAAACCCCUAAGGGAACGUAUCCAUAUGUCAGUGCAAGAGAAAACAAUUAAGAUGAAGCAAACCUUAAUUAGAUCUCAGUUUGCUUGUACUUACAAAGAUGACUGCAUGAUAAGCAAGGAUAAGUGGAAUAAUGUUAAUUCAGCAUCAAAGCCUUUGUGUGUUCUUCACAUGGAAAAUGACCUUUCUGGAGGUGUAAAUUCAUCUGUUGGAAGACCAACAAUUGGAACAAGUUCUGGAAAUGUUCAUCUGGACAGAAGUAAAAGUGAAAAAGUGGCAAGAAAAUCAAUUAGUCUGACAGGAAGUAAAAGCUCAAAAAGGAAACAGGUGGAUUUGGAUGAUGAAAAUAUUCUCUGUGAUAAUGGAAAUGAACCACCUCAACACAAAAAUGUUAAGAUACCUAAGGCAUCAAAAGAUUUGCAGAGUAAAUUAGAUGGCAAACUAGUUAGAGUUGCAAAAAACAACAAAUGUACCGCCAAGGACAAAUUGAUUACUGGCCAGACAAAGUUAACUCAGUUUUUUAGACUAUGA